AUGAGCAAGCAAACGCCUCGCAAAGCGCGACACUCGCGCCAGCCCUCAAACCUCAUACCAGCCGUCUCCGACUACGAAUCCGACGCUGCCGCCAUUCACGCCGCCUACGCGCCGCCUCCCCCCCGCACAAACACCGAACUGAACUUGUCCGUUCUCCAGCGAUAUCUCCCAUCCAUUCAAGCCAUUCUUUCCAUAGCCGCCAACGCCGUCGUCUACACCUUCGACAGCGAAACCGCAAGCUGGGACAAGUCUGGCAUCGAGGGCACCAUGUUCGUGUGCGCCCAGUCUCCGCUCCCCGAGAGCCACCAACCGCGGGCGUGUGUGUUUGUCCUCAACCGGAGGGCCUUGGACAACUUGGUGGUUGACCUUGCCCGAGUGAGCCACGUAGAGAUCGCCGGCGAACUGGUGAUAUUGAGAGUGGAGGGUAAUUGGGAGGAGGGCGACAAGGUCAUCGGGUUAUGGAUUCACAAUGACAAGGACGAGACCAGGGAGAUCAGCGGGGCCACGAUACAAGAGAGCUGGAAAGUGGCCAGGUCAGCAGCGUCCGCUGAAGAGCAAGGGCCGGAGGCAGGACCUGCCAUGCAAGCUAUCGGGAAAAGAUUAUCACUGAGUGACCUGUUUGGGAAGCAGCACGAACACCAGACGGCAAAUUAUUGA
Metarhizium brunneum ARSEF 3297 is the source of this 657-nucleotide messenger RNA. RefSeq lists its product as uncharacterized. NCBI's taxonomy places the organism in Eukaryota, Fungi, Ascomycota, Sordariomycetes, Hypocreales, Clavicipitaceae. Gene Ontology annotation, molecular function: mRNA binding; enzyme activator activity. Gene Ontology annotation, biological process: deadenylation-dependent decapping of nuclear-transcribed mRNA; positive regulation of catalytic activity; deadenylation-independent decapping of nuclear-transcribed mRNA. Gene Ontology annotation, cellular component: P-body. The record is from RefSeq and is a predicted model, not a curated record.